CUAAACAUGAUCGAUAUUGGUAUGAAUCUAAGGGGUUAUGGAGUCAACAUAGAUGACAAUAUGUUGGUUCACCUUGCACUCAACUCACUGCCUACAGAUUUCAAGCAAAUCAAAAGUUCUUAUGUUGCACAAAAGGAGUCAUGGUCUCUCAAUGAAUUGAUUGCAAUCUGUGUUCAGGAAGAACAGAACAUUAAGAAGGAGAAAUCUCUCAAUCAUGUCAAUCUGGUCCAAGACAUGAAACCUAUCAAGAAAGAUGGAUACAAGGAAAGAAAUAAGGAAAACAAUGCUGCUGGAAAAACCAAGAACAAUGACAAAGGUUCAAAGGCAGUAGGUGCGACUGGAGUUAAGUGUUUUUUCUGCAAAAAGUUUGGACACAUGAAGAAAGAGUGUCGUAGGUACAAGAGGUGGUUGGAAAAGAGGCAAGCUAAAGGGGUUCACAACCAAGAGGGUGCCAAACAAGGAUGAACUAAAGGUGUUCGUUGGCAAUGGAGUCCAAGUAGAAGUGGAAUUCAUUGGAGCA
Messenger RNA from Prunus persica (peach), 520 nucleotides. RefSeq lists its product as uncharacterized. The record is from RefSeq and is a predicted model, not a curated record. Lineage: Eukaryota; Viridiplantae; Streptophyta; Magnoliopsida; Rosales; Rosaceae. Bases 7 to 465 code for a protein of 152 amino acids. The transcript has 2 exons. Gene Ontology annotation, molecular function: nucleic acid binding; zinc ion binding.